AUGAGAAUGGUCAAAAUGAAUAAUCACAAAAAUGAAGAGACAGGCAAAAGUGAUGCGGUCAAUCAAUUUGUAGCCCCAGUGAAAAAAAACGGGGAUAUAUCUCCCAAGAAAGACGAAUUAAAAAAAGCAGAACCAAAAGUAAACCUUCUAGGUAAUUUUAAAAAUAGAAAUAAAUUGUUCAUUUCGAAAGAGAAAUUAGCGAAAAUUUCUGAUUCGUCAGAUGGAGAGAACGCAAGAAGUGAAGAGCACUAUGGAAGGGAUAAUGAAAAAGAUAAUGAAAGCAAUAAUGAAAAAGAUAAUGAAAGUGCUAAUGAGAGAGAUAAAAAGGGUUACAUAGUAGGCUAUGAAAGCAGCGACAGAAGCAGCUACCAAAAGGGUUUCCAAAAGAAUGAGCAAAACAGCGAUGCUACAAGUGGAGGAAAAAGAGACUGUAAGAAAAAUAGAAAGAAAAAUGGAGAUGAUAUAAAAAUAUUAGUAACAAGUGAGGAACCUUUGCACACACUGCCAUCGGGAGCCGUAGGAAGAAGAGCACCACUAAAUCCAUUUUCUUCUCCAAUCCUUGGAAAGUAUAGAAGAAAAAAUAAGAAUGCAAAGGUAAAAGUAAAAGAUCCACGACUGAAUAAUAAUCCAUUGAUAGGAAGAUUAGUUGUAUGUAUAUCAACAACUUCUAUUCUGUUUUGGGUAUUUUUUGCAGAAAUGAUAUUCAACUAUAACACAUUUAAUGGGAGGUGUAUAUCCAAAGUGUUAUAUCCGAUAUAUACCGAAUCUGUAGUAGAGAAAAGAGAACCAUUUUAUGUGUUUCUUGGAUAUGGUGCUUGUGAAUAUAAUUUAGAAGAAACAGCAGCUGGUAGAUAUUUUAUUGGAAGCAAAGCAUCGGAUAAAGGUUGGCCUUCAAAUAAAGUUGAACAUAACUCAGAUGCAAGAGGAGAAUCUAGUUGGGAUAGUGUAAACUCACGUGUAUACAACCAAUUAGGAGGAUUAAACACAAAUUAUAUUAGAAAUUAUGGAGAAUUGUAUCGAUUAUUUUGGUCUAUCUAUUUACAUGGUGGAUUUAUGCAUAUUAUAUUUAAUGUCAUAUGUCAAAUUCAAAUUCUUUGGAUGAUAGAACCAGAUUGGGGAUUCAUUAGAACUUUAUUAUUAUUUUUCAUAUCUGGAGUAACUGGUAACUUACUCUCAGCUGUUUGUGAUCCAUGUGGUGUAACAAUUGGUUCUUCUGGUUCUUUAUAUGGAUUAAUAGGUGCAUUAUUUACCUAUUAUAUAGAAUAUUGGAAAACAAUUCCUAGGCCUUGUUGUGUUUUAAUUUUCAUGAUUCUAGUUAUAAUAUUUGGUAUAUUUGUUGGCAUGUUUGGAUAUACCGAUAAUUAUGCACAUAUGGGUGGUUGCCUUGGUGGUAUAUUAUAUGGUUUUGCUACUAUUACAACUGUAUCUGCUGCAGACAAAUGCACGCUGGGAGAGCGUAUGUUGACAUCUCCUCCCUUUUCUUGGUUCCUUUCAAAUGAAACAAAAGAAUUAAUUCAUGCCAAAGCAAAGGAGAAGAAAAUAAAAGGAGAAAUUUAUCGUAAGAAACAGAUAGCAAAUAAAGUGCACAAACAAAAUGCUUUUCAUACUAUUAUGUCUCUAAUGAAAAAUCGAAUUAAUGAAGAAGGGAGACCACCAUGUAGAAUGAAACUACGAGAGUGGAUCGUCCGAAUUACUGCUGCUUCUGCUUUAAUUAUUCUUUGGAUUGUAUUGUUUAUAUAUCUACUGAAUGAAAGUGCAUACAAAUCAUAUAAACCUAUGGGGCAGAUCAAAUUUUCAGGUGUUCACACCUGUUUCUGCUGUGAGGUCAACAAGCAAAGAUUCCCCUUCAUAAGUACGGGUAGUUUUUAUUGGUGUUUCACGAAUGAGGCCGCGUCCGAUUAUUACUGCAAGCCGUGA
Messenger RNA from Plasmodium gonderi, 1917 nucleotides. RefSeq names its product rhomboid protease ROM4. Gene Ontology annotation, cellular component: membrane. Lineage: Eukaryota; Apicomplexa; Aconoidasida; Haemosporida; Plasmodiidae. Gene Ontology annotation, molecular function: serine-type endopeptidase activity. Gene Ontology annotation, biological process: proteolysis. The record is from RefSeq and is a predicted model, not a curated record. Bases 1 to 1917 code for a protein of 638 amino acids. The transcript has a single exon.